Messenger RNA from Chelmon rostratus (copperband butterflyfish), 4143 nucleotides. RefSeq names its product adenosine receptor A1-like. Gene Ontology annotation, cellular component: synapse; dendrite; membrane. Gene Ontology annotation, molecular function: G protein-coupled adenosine receptor activity. Lineage: Eukaryota; Metazoa; Chordata; Actinopteri; Chaetodontiformes; Chaetodontidae. Gene Ontology annotation, biological process: G protein-coupled adenosine receptor signaling pathway. The record is from RefSeq and is a predicted model, not a curated record.
CUCAGACACAUUCAGACACACUGCACCGAUACUUCUCAAGUAUUUGCAAAAUAGAAAGCACAAUGGAUGUGGGAGAAGUGAUCUACACGUUGUUGGAGGUGCUUAUUGCUGUUAGCUGCUGCCUUGGUAAUAUGUUGGUUAUUUUGGCACUGUGGACGAGCAAAAGCAUGCAGCAGCCUACCUUCUGCCUUAUUGUUUCUCUGGCUGUGGCUGACUUUAUGGUUGGCUGCACGGCCAUACCGUUGGCUGUGGUGGUGGAUGGACGAGUGAAGACUUCAUUCCACGGCUGUCUCUUCAUCAGCUGUGUGGUCAUCCUGUUCACCCUCGUCUCAGUUUUGUCUCUGGCGGCUAUUGCAGUGGACCGAUACCUCCGGGUGUAUGUCCCUCUUAGGUACAAAAGGACUGUAACACAGAGACAUUCUUGGCUGGUGGUAGCUGUAUGUUGGCUUAUUGCAGUACCACUGAGUUUUGCUCCCAUGCUCGGAUGGUACAACCAUGAAACCUUGUCUAACUCAGUCAACUCUACUGUUGUCUGUAAGUUUAUAGCAGUGAUCCCCAUGUCAUACCUGGUUUACUUCAACUUUUUCCUCUGCAACCUCACACCCCUGUUGGCGAUGACUGUAUUAUACGGCUACGUUUUCUUUACUAUUCGAGGAAACCUUCGAGAGAAACCAGGAAACGGUGUGCAAAACCAGUCUCAGAACUACCUGAAGAAGGAGAAACAGCUGGCAGGAUCUCUGUCUCUGGUCUUGGCUCUGUUUGCCCUGUCGUGGCUCCCUCUCCACAUAAUGAACUGCGUUGCUUACUUUGGUGGGCCGAGUGAUGUGCCAGAAACAGCUUUCUAUGUCGGCAUCCUGCUCUCUCAUGCCAACUCAGCCGUAAACCCAGUUGUGUAUGCGUUCAAAAUACAAAAGAUCAAGACAGCGUACCUGAAGAUCUGGAGAGGUUUAUUGCAUGUGGAGAAGAAAAUCAAGGAUCUCAGACAAGCCGGACAACAGACAACAAUCUCAGUAGUAACAUGAACAGUGGCCAAAAAUGAGUGUUUGUUUGUGUGUGUCCUUGUUCUUAAGGACCAAUUGUUUUUGACAGUUUAGCAUAAUGAAUAUUGCAAAACUGUGAACUGUUUAUUUACUGUAUAUAAAUUGAAAUUCAAAAGCUACCUUUUAAUGGCUGAUGAUGAUAGCCUGUGCAUUGAUACAGUAACCAAAUCCAGCCAUGUGCACUGAAAAAUCUGUUCUGUUUGUGUGUCAUGUAUAUGUGGAUGUGUGUGUCUGUGUGCAUUGCGAAAACUGUCUUGCAGAGGAAAAGGACAACUUCCACUACAAGCUUCAGUUUUAACACCAAGUUUCGUAUCACUGUCAUUUUUCUGUUUCUGUUCCAGUUCCAGUUCUUCAUUGCUCAUUUCAGCAGAAAACUCCAUCCUGACAAUUUACAUCAUCAUCUUUGACCUAAAAAUAUGUUUACACAAGAUGCAUGUUAACCAAAUUCAGACAUCUGAAGCACGAUGGUCAUUUGUUUGAGGACAUGCUUGUACUCUGUAGACAUUUGGCCAGAAAAAUAGAAACACAUUGUAAUCUAAUGCAAGUUCUUUGUCAUUUCUUCACACGGUAUCAGACAGGUGUUAAAUCAGCUGUAUAAGCCUUUAAACCUGUAGGUUGUUCCAUUGCUAAAUUGGAUUGGAUUAUUUAGAAAUCUGUUAAAACAAAUGUAAAUGUAUUUAUGUAAACAAGAAAUGACACACACGUUUCAAAACAGAGCAGUCAACACAGCAACACCCCAAAGUACAGCCUCAAAAAUGACCAAAGUGUUGAGUCAGCAAGUCUCCAACUCAGUCUCAGCAGCAUUCAAACAAGUUUCAGAAAGGUAGCAGAGCUGCGUUUGGAUGGCAUUAAGUUGCUCAGAUGUUGAUAUUUUUCAUCUGUGAAAAAUACAUGGCCUGCUACUAGUUGUUGGCUUGUAAUAACUGAUGUAUGUAUUUUUUCUUUUUUACACACAAGCUCAAGGGUACGUGUAGAAAUUUACACGAAUCUGCAAAAUUGAGGAAGAAAUCCAACCUAAAAUCCAUGACUGUUACGUAAAGUGACAGCUUGUCGCUCUGUGCAUCGCAUGUUUAUGUUUUGUUAUGAAGGUCAGUGUCACAACGAGCCCUGUGCAGUGCACUCAGAAGGAAUAUAUUGAAAAUAGACGGCAAACCGUCCGUUUCUCAGAAUAAAAUGCAUGUUUCUUUAGUCACCGUUUUGCAAUUCGCCAGUAUGUAUCUCAUUAUGCUGUUGUGUGUUUUUAUGUUCUUGUUUGUUUUAAGGGGUAACUUCUAAACUAUUUUUCAACCUGGAUCCUAUUUUCCUGUGUUUUUGUGUCUACGUGACUCAUGGGGAAAACAAUUUUUGAAACUGGUCCAGAAUUGAACGAGAGCGCCGCAGUCAGCACCUGCAAAAAGGGCUGUAAUGUAAUCCUUCCGUGCAAUUGGGCCCAGUAAAUGUACGUCCACUUAAAGUGUGUUUUGCCACUGACAGGCUCAGAUUUUUAUUCUGAGUGUCUGAUAUCAUUAUGGAAAUGAUCCCUACAGAGAUCUUUUUGUUAAAGAGUAAGAUCCUUUUUGUUUAACAAGAAAUGGCCACUAUAUCACUCUCAGCAAAGCCUCCAGACUCCAUUUCCUUGGCGAAUUAAGGAUUUAGAGCGUUGGUCAGAAUAACAAUCAUGUCAGUGGUAAAAACAAGCACUUAACUUGCCUUGAAGGAUUACAUUGCAGCACAGCAAAAUAGGGUCCAGAUCGAAGAAUACCAUAGUUAGCCAUUUCUCAUUUCUUAUAUCAGAGAUUCAGUUGAAAUUCCUCAUUUCUGCAGGUUUGGCAGGUACAGAUUUUUUUUUUUUUUUUUUUUUUCAGUUAGUGGUGUUAUAUUUAAACAGUGUGUUUCAGUUCCUCAAGUAAGCUUUCUUCGCAUGCAGUACUGUAUAUACAUAAUGACUCUGAAGUCAUGACAACUGUGUUUAAUGUUUAUGAAUACAGUCUUUUAGUGAGUAUUUACUUCUUGGCUGCCAUAGAAAGUUAAUGCAUAUUUGCAAACCGCCACUUUCAAGAAAUUUCCCAUGCAGCUGAAUCUGACAUGACACUUCAAUUUGCAAAAGCUUAAACCACAAUAUUUCAUUUCCUCUUUCUGCGUGCACAAGACUUGAUUGUGGCACUUUUACCUAGCUACCAUAAAUUACACAAAUCAGUUUUCCAGUCUGAUUCUGGGUAUAAAACAGCUGUGCAUUUCCAAACUGGAUUCUUUUAAAGAAAUAGCUGCAACCCACCAUAAAGUCUGUAAGUUGCUGACUUUGCUAAGACUAUACAGUUUAAUAACUGACUUUCUCCGCAUUGGGUUUAACCUUUACUUAAAGAGAAUUGAAUGCCUGUGGCUUUUUCAGCAAUGCAUCAUAGUCUGGUACAACCACACUGAACAACAGUCACAGUUCUGAACUGUCCGGUCAAAGCACCAGAUAAUACCAUUUUGUUUAGAUUUUCUUUAUCUGACAGACCAAGGUAUCUGAUAAACAUCCCUUGCCAUCCAGUUACAAAGAAAUUCUUAAUGUAAUAUUUAAUAUAAUGUUAAGUAAUAAUGAAUAAUAAGUAAUAAGAAAGUAAUGAGUACUAAUAAUACAAUGCUGCUCCCAGUCUCGUGUAGUUUUUGUGGGGCUGUAUUCACAAAGGAUUUCAUCUUGUCACUAGGAGUUCUGCUAAAACGGCACUAAUAGUUCCAAAGAGUUUCCUCAUUCGAGUUAUUGUCAAAGCAGUUGAGAGCAACUUUUAGUAAAGAACAAGAACUCAUAAACUGAGAGAGGUUGAGGUUGACCGCAGCGCUGUGGAUGGCAGCCGGUUUCAUGAGGCAACUUCCUGGUUUUGCCCACAUGCGAUUGGUAUUUGACUGGUGAGAUAUAUAGAUAUUCAUCAACACACAGAUGUGUGAGAUACAAGUUCACAUGGAUGGAUGGAUAGAUAAAUAUUCGGAUUGACAGAUACACGGAUUGAUAGAUUUAAUGAAUAUUUUAGAUAUUUUGUGAACUGUCAGAUUUCAUACAUAAAACAAAGCCCCAGAAUCACAUAGCACUGGUUUUACUGCAUAAUCCAGCAUCUGCCAUCAAGUUAUUAGGUUGGUAAUUGUU